Molecule: messenger RNA, 2448 nt
Organism: Ceratosolen solmsi marchali
Lineage: Eukaryota; Metazoa; Arthropoda; Insecta; Hymenoptera; Agaonidae
Gene: Sf3a1
Product: splicing factor 3A subunit 1
Exons: 11
Coding region: 109-2406 (765 amino acids)
Biological process (GO): regulation of alternative mRNA splicing, via spliceosome; mRNA cis splicing, via spliceosome
Cellular component (GO): U2-type prespliceosome; U2 snRNP; catalytic step 2 spliceosome
Molecular function (GO): protein binding; RNA binding
Source: RefSeq, a predicted model, not a curated record
GUGGUGGCGUUGGUGUCACUACUUUCAUGUAGUCGUAAAGAUAAAGUAAAGCAAAUUGAUGCUGGUUUUGCAAGGCUUGUUACAAAAUAAUUGAUAAAAAGUGCGAAGAUGCCGGUCCAAGAGGUUGGAGUUUCACAACCGGCUACUCCGGAAACUGAGGAUACUCCAGUACCAUCCUCGCAGCCCGUCGUUGGCAUUAUUUAUCCUCCACCGGAGGUUAGAAACAUUGUCGACAAGACUGCUAGUUUUGUUGCCAGAAAUGGCCCCGAAUUCGAAUCCAGAAUUCGACAAAAUGAAUUGGGAAAUCCAAAAUUCAAUUUUUUGAACGUGGGUGAUCCAUACCAUACGUAUUAUCAACAUAAAGUUAAGGAAUUUAAGGAAGGAAAAGGACAGGAACCAACUUUUGGUGGACCGACAAAAGGAGUUAAUUUAGUGGCCCAUCAAAAGCAACAAGAGAUUCUUAAACAAGUGGAGCAACCGUUUAUUCCAAAAGAUCCUCCGGGUGAAUUUGAGUUUGUUGCUGACCCACCGUCUAUUUCCGCCUUGGAUUUAGAUAUAGUGAAAUUGACGGCGCAAUUUGUGGCACGUAACGGUCGUCAAUUUUUAACAUAUUUAAUGAACAGAGAGCAAAGGAAUUUUCAAUUUGAUUUUUUAAGACCUCAACAUUCGCUAUUUCAAUAUUUUACAAAACUAUUGGAACAGUACACAAAGGUAUUGAUUCCACCAAAAGAUUUAAUAUCAAAACUUAAGAAUGAAGCCUUUAAUAUGGAUAAGAUUUUCGAACAAGUUAAAUAUCGAGCAGAGUGGCUUAAAUAUCAAGAUGCACAGAAACGCAAGGAAGAAGAAGAGUUGAAACGCGAAAGAGUAGCGUAUGCUCAAAUUGAUUGGCAUGAUUUUGUUGUAGUAGAAACUGUAGAUUAUCAGCAAUUUGAAGUUGGUAAUUUUCCAGCACCAACGACACCCGACGAAGUCGGUGCAAGAGUCCUUAUGCAGGAGCGCAUCGAGGAUGGCGAAGAGGUUGAGAUGCAAAUUGAAAGCGAUGGCGAAGACGAAAUGCUGUCACGUAUGGAAGGGGAGAAAGAUCGCGCUAAGGAUAAUAAUCAAGUCCAGGACAUGGAAGAAGACUCUAGUGACGAAGAAGAGGUCUCACCACCUGGUGAAUUGCAGAAGAAAGACAAGUCACGUGACAACAGUAUGCAGCCACCACCUUUACCUCCGACUCCAGGAAAUGUCGUUGUCAAAAAGGGUUACGAUCCAAAACAGCACGCCGCGAAAGUGUCGAGACCAACGGCUCCGGACGAGUAUCUCGUCUCGCCAAUCACGGGUGAGCGUAUACCGGCGAGUAAAGUGCAGGAGCACAUGCGCAUCGGGCUACUGGAUCCGCGCUGGGUCGAGCAGCGCGAUAAACACCUGGACAAGCUUGCCCAGGAGACGGUAUUCGCCCCGGGUACCGCCAUCGAGGCGAGUCUCAAGCAGCUCGCCGAGCGUCGUACCGAUAUUUUCGGUGUCGGCGACGAGGAAACGGCCAUUGGUAAGAAAAUCGGCGAGGAGGAUAAGAAGAAGGAUGACAAGGUCACCUGGGACGGGCACACGUCGAGCGUCGAGGCCGCGACGAGGGCUGCGAGGGCCAACAUUACGCUGGAAGAGCAAAUCCAUCAGAUUCACAAGGUCAAAGGAUUGUUGCCCGACGAGGAGAAGGAGAAGAUCGGUCCAAAACCCGCAAGUCGAGCAGCAGAAUUGUCGCACAUGGCGGCUGUGGCAUCCAAGCCUCAAGCGACGUUGAAAGCGCCACCGAAGCCACCGGUACCAAAACCUAUACCUCAGGUACAACCAACGCAGCCUCCGCCACCACCGCAGAUGACAAUGCCAACAAUGGGAAUACCACAGCCAAUGAUGCCACAACCUCCAAUGAUGAUGAUGGCACCUAUGCCAUCAAUAAGACCUCCUCCAACAUUACUACCUCCAACAAUGUCUCCGUUUAUGCCCACACCGCCACCGAUACAACCUCCCAUGCCACCUCAAAUGAGCAUGAAGCAUCCAUCGGAUGGUAUGGACGAUGAACCACAUGCGAAGAAACUCCGUACGGAAGAUUCAUUGAUUCCUGAACAGCAGUUCUUGGCUAGAAAUAAGGCUCCGGUACAGAUAAACAUUGCCGUGCCAUUGAUGACUGAAAAGGCCGAAUGGAAGCUUAACGGUCAAGCUUUGACCAUUACAUUGCAAAUCACCGAUUCGGUAUCGACAAUGAAAGCACGUAUUCACGAACAUACGGGUAUGCCACCGGGUAAACAAAAGUUGCAGUACGAGGGAAUGUUCUUUAAAGAUAAUAAUACCCUUGCCUAUUAUAAUUUGACGUCAGGAAGUAUUAUUAAUCUUCUACCGAAAGAACGAGGAGGCCGAAAGAAGUAAACCAUUAAUUUAAUUUAAAUCACUUAUAGUACAUGGAACUUG